GGCCCUCCAGAAAGCCCCGCGGGGCUUGCUUAAGCUGCGCGCUCUGGAUGGGAGGGGCGCGGCGCAGCGUCUGGAGUCGCCUCCGUCCCCGUCCGUCUGCCCGCCCGCCGUUGGUCCCUCCAGCAGCCCGCCUGCUGGGCAGGGCCGGCCCGGCCCGGCCAUGGAGUCCUACGACAUCAUCGCUAACCAGCCUGUGGUCAUCGACAACGGUUCGGGGGUGAUCAAGGCUGGCUUUGCCGGAGACCAGAUUCCCAAAUACUGUUUCCCAAACUAUGUUGGGCGCCCCAAGCACAUGCGGGUGAUGGCUGGAGCCCUGGAAGGGGACCUCUUCAUCGGACCAAAAGCAGAGGAGCACCGGGGGCUGCUGGCCAUCCGCUACCCCAUGGAGCACGGAGUGGUGCGGGACUGGAAUGACAUGGAACGCAUCUGGCAGUACGUCUACUCCAAGGACCAGCUGCAGACCUUCUCCGAGGAGCAUCCUGUUCUUCUAACGGAGGCCCCACUCAACCCGAGUAAGAACCGGGAGAAGGCGGCAGAGGUGUUCUUUGAGACCUUCAACGUGCCAGCCCUGUUCAUCUCCAUGCAGGCUGUGCUCAGCCUGUAUGCAACAGGACGCACAACGGGAGUGGUUUUAGACUCUGGGGACGGGGUCACCCACGCCGUCCCCAUCUACGAGGGCUUUGCCAUGCCGCACUCCAUCAUGCGGGUGGACAUUGCCGGCCGUGACGUCUCCCGCUACCUCCGGCUGCUGCUGCGCAAGGAAGGGGUCGACUUUCACACCUCGGCCGAGUUUGAGGUUGUCCGGACCAUCAAAGAGCGGGCCUGCUACCUGUCCAUCAGCCCGCAGAAGGAUGAGGCUCUGGAGACAGAGAAGGUGCAGUACCUCUUGCCGGAUGGCAGCAUGCUUGAUGUGGGGCCAGCGCGAUUCCGGGCCCCUGAGCUGCUGUUCCAACCAGACCUGAUAGGGGAUGAGAGCGAGGGGCUCCACGAGGUGCUGGCCUUCGCCAUCCACAAGUCCGACAUGGACCUACGCCGGACACUGUUUUCCAACAUCGUCCUUUCAGGUGGCUCCACGCUGUUCAAAGGCUUCGGCGACCGGUUACUAAGUGAGGUAAAGAAGCUUGCCCCAAAGGACGUCAAAAUCAAGAUCUCGGCCCCUCAGGAACGGCUAUACUCGACAUGGAUCGGCGGCUCCAUCCUAGCCUCGCUGGACACUUUCAAGAAGAUGUGGGUAUCCAAAAAGGAAUAUGAAGAGGAUGGCUCCCGGGCUAUUCAUCGUAAAACGUUCUAGCGCCCAAAGAGGAAGGUGGAGGGAGGAGAGGAUGGGAGAAGAGGAGGCCAGAGUCCUUAACCUUUUCUGGUCCAGGUUCACAACCUAGGCCUCGGGUCCCUGUGUGCCCCGCUUCCUGGGCAGGUGGUGCAACAGUGCUUUCCUGCAGCCCAUCCACACACACUCACAUGCACACACAGACACGCACACACACACAGUAACAUUUAGCUGCGUGGAUGAAGGCUUGAGCUGGCAUAGAAUGGAUGAGCCCAGCUUUGGGCUGUAUGAGUGUCCACCUUGGCAAGCCAGUUAGGCCUACAGCUCCUUGCUCUGCCCCUUGGGGCUGCUUCCCCAAGUUCCAUGGCCAGACACCCAAACAUCAUUGAUAGGAUCCCUCCCAGGGCUAGAGCUCCUGGAUGCCUGUGUAACUAGCCUUGGGGAGAGGGGUGGAGGAGGGGGCUACCCACUGCUGUGUCACUGCUUCUCGUGCCACCUCUUCUUCCUGGCCUGACAGGGUAGCCCUCAGGCCACACCUAGGCAUCCCCACUGCAUUCACAUCCUGCCCACCCACCUUCCUGGGUGGAUGCCUGGGUGCAGGCUGACUACCUGGCACUCUUCUGUCCCCAGUGAGGGGGUCUGGCCCAGGGUCCAACCCUGUGCAGCCAGGGCAGAGGACACAUGGGGUUCGGGCAGCCACGGUGUGUUGCAUUUUCCCUCUCAGAGCACUUCACUGACUUGCUGCUUCCUCUCUACCCCAAUACCCGGGACAGGAAGGGUUAAUGGUCUUCAUUUGUUGAGAGGAAGCCACUUAAUCAGGAAUCAGACCUAGUAGGAGUUGGGGGGGACACAUUUUCUCCUCCCACUUCUCCCACAAAAGAAGUCUUCAUUCACCCUGUGGUCAGGACCCCCACCUCCCUCUCCUACACAUGUACAAGAAUUUAACACAGUUGCCUGGAAAAACCUCUUUUUGUAAAUCAUUAUAGUAAUAAUUAUGGACAAAGCCCA
Phacochoerus africanus (Common warthog) is the source of this 2275-nucleotide messenger RNA. RefSeq names its product actin related protein 1B (gene ACTR1B). The record is from RefSeq and is a predicted model, not a curated record. Bases 161 to 1291 code for a protein of 376 amino acids. The transcript has 11 exons. Lineage: Eukaryota; Metazoa; Chordata; Mammalia; Artiodactyla; Suidae.